AUGCCACGUGAAAAGUUUAAUAAUAGCGGCAUGAUUGAUUCCCCCUCCAUCAGAGAUGCGGCCGUCACGCAGUCAUUUGUAUAUACGUGUCACCACGCUGUCCUCGAUAAAUCUUGGGCCCUGAUCAUGUUCAAGAAAGACCUUACCGCGGGCGCCAAAUCGAAGGUAAAAUCCAGUGUGCAGCGCGGGAUUCGGAGUAAAGUACUCGAAACAUACCCUUUGCUCGAACCACACAUCGACGAGAUCAUCCCGAAGAAGUCGCAACUCGACGUGGUCAAGGUGCCCGACCGGGUCUCUCUCUAUGUCCUCGACAAUGCCCCGCUGUUUUACCAACACAUGGACGACCCGAUCAUCCCUCACCUGAAGGUGGUGCACCAGUACCCGCACGCGUUUAAGACAAUCAAGAUCGAUCGCGGGGCUAUUCGCUUCGUGCUUUCUGGUGCGACGCUGAUGGUGCCCGGCUUGACGAGCAAAGGUGGCUGGCUGCCAGAGAAAGACCAGGAGGUGCCCAAGGGCGAGAUCGUCGCGAUUGCGGCGGAGGGGAAGGACGAGAUCUGUCUGAUUGGGCAGCUUGAGGUCGGGACGGAGGAGAUGAAGGCGAAGAAAAAGGGCGUGGCCAUGAGUGCGGGCCAUUACUUGGGCGAUGGCUUGUGGAAGUUGGAGCUGAGUUGA
Molecule: messenger RNA, 672 nt
Organism: Exophiala aquamarina CBS 119918
Lineage: Eukaryota; Fungi; Ascomycota; Eurotiomycetes; Chaetothyriales; Herpotrichiellaceae
Product: PUA domain-containing protein
Exons: 2
Coding region: 1-672 (223 amino acids)
Biological process (GO): formation of translation preinitiation complex
Molecular function (GO): RNA binding
Source: RefSeq, a predicted model, not a curated record